Messenger RNA from Balaenoptera musculus (blue whale), 606 nucleotides. RefSeq names its product cuticle collagen 1-like. The coding region runs from base 1 to 606 and encodes 201 amino acids. Lineage: Eukaryota; Metazoa; Chordata; Mammalia; Artiodactyla; Balaenopteridae. The transcript has a single exon. The record is from RefSeq and is a predicted model, not a curated record.
AUGCGCCACACACCGCCCAAAGAGGGCCGUCCCAGGUACUUGGAAUGGGUCUGGGGCCCGGGCUGGACGCCAGGCAACCCCGAAAAGCCUCCCCACGCGCCCCGGCCGGCCGCUGCUCCGGGAACCCACUCACCGCUCACGCUCGCCCGCGCCGCGGAGCCCGGGAGCGGAGACCCCUGCUGCUGCCGCAUGCCCUCGGGGCCGAGCACGACAGGGAGACCGGGGGCCGGGCGCGAGCAGCCGAGGGGGACGCGGCGAGCGGGCGGGCGGCGGCGCGCCUCUUCUCCAGCGGACGCUGAGACCCGCCCGGAACCCGAGGAGAGCUUGGCAGAGCGAGGGGUGACGCCCAGGGGGCGGAGGGGCCGCGUCCCGCCCUGCUCCUCCCCGCCCCUCCCCGCCCCUCCCCGCCCUCCCCGACCUUUCCCACGGGAGAGCGCCCCCCACCGGCGAGGCCCGGAUCGGCGCUCGGGGGCUCUUCUGCUGAUGCCCUUCUGCCCGGGACUGGUCCCCAGGAGUGCGGCCGGCCUCCAGGGGGAGAUGGCGCCCACUAAAGGACCGCUAGCACCCACAGGCCCUACAGGGCCGUACCUCGGAGCCCUGUAUUAA